Molecule: messenger RNA, 1551 nt
Organism: Hibiscus syriacus
Lineage: Eukaryota; Viridiplantae; Streptophyta; Magnoliopsida; Malvales; Malvaceae
Product: denticleless protein homolog
Exons: 16
Coding region: 41-1528 (495 amino acids)
Biological process (GO): proteasome-mediated ubiquitin-dependent protein catabolic process
Cellular component (GO): nucleus
Molecular function (GO): protein binding; protein-macromolecule adaptor activity
Source: RefSeq, a predicted model, not a curated record
UCAAUUUUCUUCUUUCGAUUUCCAAACCCCUCUCUGAGAAAUGCAAAUGGAUUCGUCCAAAUCCGAAUCUUGCUUCCAUGGCAUCAGUUACAGAGAACUCAGUACAUUUCGAGUUAGAAAAAGACCAUUUAUUGAUGAAUUAGCUUCGGAAUUUAAUGAAGUCUGUGCUGUUGCCAUUGAACACGAUGCUGAGCCGUCACCUCCUUUGGCCAUCUCUUUUUGCAAGGCAAAUAAGAAUUCCCAUGUUUUUGCGGUAUCUGAUGAAUUGGGAUAUGUAAGCUUGUUUGAUUCUAAUAGGAAGAUUUCUCCCGCUGCAGCUCACCAGGAAAAUACUGAAAAAGCAAGAAUCAGUGAAUGGGUUGCUCAUGAAAAUGCCAUAUUUGAUGUAUGCUGGAUAAAGGAUGAUAGUCACAUUUUAACAGCUUCAGGGGAUCAAACUAUAAAGGUAUGGGAUGCUCAGGAAAAGAAAUGCACUGGAGUCUUAAUAUUGCACACAGGAAGUGUAAAAUGUUUGAGUUCUCAUCCAACUAAUUCUGAUCUAUUUGUCUCUGGUUCGAGAGAUGGGUCCUUUGCCAUUUGGGAUCUAAGAUGCAAGAUAAACUCCCGAAGUAGAAGUGAUGAAGUUUGCCUUCCACCAACUACUCUGGUCAAAGGAGCUCAUCCUUCAUCUCAAGCAAGGCGGGGUAGACGUGGCAAGGCUGCUGUUGCAAGCAUUACUUCAGUUCUUUAUCUCAAAGAUGGCAUUUCCAUUGCUACGGCUGGAGCUGCAGACAGCGUUGUGAAGUUCUGGGAUACAAGGAAUCUGAAAUCUCAUGUCACUCAGGCAUGCCCCCAACCAGAGGCUGCAUCUAAAAAGGGUAUAUCUAGCUUGUCCCAGGACUCAAGAGGAGUGUUUCUAACAGCAUCAUGCAUGGACAAUAGGGUAUACUUGUACAAUAUACUUCAGCUUGAUAAGGGCCCAAUGCAUACUUUCUCUGGAUGCCAAAUAGAGUCUUUUUAUGUGAAGUCAGCAAUCAGUCCAGAUGCAGACUACAUACUAAGUGGUUCCAGCAACGGAAAUUCUCAUAUUUGGAAGGUAAACAAGCCUCAAGAGGAGCCUAUCAUCUUGAAGAAUCACCUUGGUGAAGUUACUGCUGUAGAUUGGUGCCCAUCUGAGAUCGGGAAGAUGGCAACCACUGCAGAUGAUUUCACUGUCAGGAUAUGGAACAUUCAAGCCAACCAUUGCUCAAGCUCAAGAUCACCAUCUUCCAUCCGAACAAGCACAGAGAGUAGAAAAUUACUGAUGAAUGAGAAGGAAGAACCAGGCAGCUCAAAUUCUUCAGAUGAACCAUUGUACCAUAUCCAAAUCAACCCACCAUCAACUCCAGAAACCCAUAAGAAAAAGUUGUUUUCAAUUUCAGAUUCAAACGAAACAACCUUGGAGAAAACGCCUGAAGCUUUGAUGAAGAACAGCCCAUCUUCAGUUUUAAGCCCUCCUUCCUCAUUGAAACGAAAAACCAUAAAGGAUUACUUUCUAGCAGCUCCAUGAAAGCUUUGGUGGCUUUGUAUAAA